Messenger RNA from Pestalotiopsis fici W106-1, 1032 nucleotides. RefSeq lists its product as uncharacterized. Bases 1 to 1032 code for a protein of 343 amino acids. The record is from RefSeq and is a predicted model, not a curated record. The transcript has 6 exons. Lineage: Eukaryota; Fungi; Ascomycota; Sordariomycetes; Amphisphaeriales; Sporocadaceae.
AUGAGCAUGGACGCGAUUCUCGAUGGCGGAUAUCUCCCGCACGCCGUCAUUAGGAUCGGUAUUCGUCGGCAGCUGGCCCAGCGGCUCGCCGAGAUCAAGUCCGAGUCGCUGGCGGCGGCCUAUGAGCGCAAGAUGGACUACAUUGAGCGUCUGCGCACCCAGCCCAUUGCCAUUGAGACGGCAACGGCAAAUACGCAGCAUUAUGAGGUCGGCACAGGUGUAUUGGCCGGAAUGCUGGGUCCGAGGAUGAAGUACAGUUCAUGCCUCUACCCAAAGGGUUCAGAAACUCUGGGACAGGCAGAAGUCGAGAUGCUGAAAACGUAUAUCGAAAAGGCUGGCCUGAAAGAUGGCAUGAGCAUUCUAGACCUCGGGUGCGGUUGGGGCUCGGGAGGUCUCUUCUUUGCCGAGAUGCUGCCAAAGUCGCAGGUCACGGCCUUCUCCAACUCCAAGACGCAAAAGGAGUACAUUGACGCAAAGGCAAAGGAAAAGGGUCUGACCAACCUCAGAGUCAUUACUGGCGAUGUGGCCGUCUACGAGUUUGAGCAGGAAAAGGAGAGCUUUGACCGCGUCGUGUCCAUCGAGAUGUUUGAGCACAUGAAGAACUAUGAGCUUCUCAUGGCCAAGGUCGCCAAGGUCCUAAAGCCCGGCGGCAAGCUCUUUGUGCACAUCUUUGCGCACAAGGAUAGCCCGUACGAUUAUGAAGAGGGCUGGAUGACUACGCACUUCUUCACGGGUGGCACCAUGCCUUCUGCCGACUUGCUGCUGUACUUUCAGAAAGAUCUCAAGAUUGAGAAGCAGUGGUGGGUCAAUGGAAACAAUUACUCCAAGACCUGCGAGGAUUGGCUUUCCCUCAUGAUCAAGAAUAAGCAGCAGAUUUGGCCGCACCUGGUCGAAACAUAUGGCGCAGAAAAUGCGAAUACCUGGUACAACCGAUGGCAAAUCUUUUACAUGGCCUGCUCCGAGCUGUUUGCAUAUGAAGGAGGUGACACAUGGGGCGUCGCGCAUUACUUGUUCGAGAAGCCAAAGGCGUGA